Aureococcus anophagefferens is the source of this 2538-nucleotide messenger RNA. RefSeq lists its product as hypothetical. The annotation marks the transcript as partial. NCBI's taxonomy places the organism in Eukaryota, Pelagophyceae, Pelagomonadales, Pelagomonadaceae. The record is from RefSeq and is a predicted model, not a curated record. The transcript has a single exon.
AUGUCGCAGCGGGGGCGGCACCUCGUCCGCCUGUCCUUCGGCGUGAAGGAGUGGGGCUCGGGCACGGAGCUCUGGCGGUCCUCCCCCGUGUUAGUGUACACCCCGUCCCUACCCGAGCGCGGCGACGACGCGCUCGAGCUCGGGGCGCGGUACUGCCCGGACGACGAGCUCCAGGUCUACGACGACGCGCGCGCGAACCUCGUCCACAUCUCCAUCUCGCUCGACGGCGGCGACCCCAUCAUCCUCCCGAGCACGGACGCCUUCCGCGCGGCCAUCGGUCUCGCGGAGAAGGCCGGCGACGUCGUCUACACGCUCCUCGCGCGGAUUCCGACGCCGUCGACGACGGUCUGCUCGCGGGUCUGCUGCGGCGCCAACCUCGCCGCCAACGAGGAGUUCAACGAGGUCGCCGCGCAGUUCUUCUUCGCGACCGACCGCCGGAAGGGCGACCUGAAGAGGCCCCGCGGCGACAAGCGAGUCAAGCUCGUGUUCCCUAACGGGACGCAGCGUACCGUCGAGUGGACCGCCGCCUGGCCGUCCGAGUCCAUGCCACUGCUGCUGACGACGGCCAUCAUCUCCGAAUUCCGGAGAUGCAUGGCCGUCGACGCGGCCGAGGGCGGCGCGACGGCGGCGUCGAUGUGCGCCGCGUCGGCCUCGGACGCGCACGUCGCGUUCCGCUUCGAGGAGCGCGCCGACGGCAAGGUCCGCGUCAUCGUCGUGUCGGGCACGGUCUUCAUGAUCUGGCCCGACAUCUUCGAGCUCUGCAACGUCCGCGAGAAGGUCGCGAUCGCGCUCGACGUCUCGAGCGCCGCGGCCGAACGCGUCGCGCCGACGCCAUUCCACUACCGAUGUCCGUUCUGUGAGCGGAGCGUCGCCGGCCGUUCGAUGAACGACCUCUCGGCCCUCCUGGCGCACAUGGGCCGCUGCUGCCCGAACGACGACGCGCGGCGCGCCGUCGCGCGCCUCGAGCGCCUCGCCGCGAAGUCGUCGCUCGGCCCCCGCGAGGACGCCGCCGAGCUUUCGCCGCCCGCGGGCCCGAUGCUGCGGCCGCCGACCGCGUCCGUCGCGGGGCAGCGCCUCGACGUGCUGCGGCUCCGACCUCUCGGGCCCGAGCUGUCGUCGGGCGCUCGGGCCUUGGACGCGAUGAUCGGGUCCGGCGCGCUCGCGCGCUCGCACCCCAUGACCGAGCGCAUCGACGUCUUCUGCCGGAGCAUGAGCGGCCUGAGCGUGAAGUGGGGGGGCACGGAGUCCCUCCUGUCCUUGGAGCGCAACGUGAAGACGCACGGCAACGUCUACGGCUUGCGCGGCGGCGCCGGAUCCAGCGACCUCGACGACCGCCAGCAGCCGACCCUGCAGACCAUCGCCGCGACGAACGACGUGCUCGUGCCGCCGGGCACGCACCGGAACUCGCGGCUCGCGCUCCAGCCCUACUCCGGGUCCUACCCCGACGGCAUCAUGCGGGCCUACGAGGCCGUGUCCGACGCGUGCGGCGCGCCGACGCUCGGCGCCGCGGGCGACGGCGCCGUCCUCGCUCGCGUGGCCACCGGCCAGUUCGACGGCGUGCCCGUGGCCGUCGGCGCCUCGCCCGUCUACGCCACGGCCUCGGACGACGAGGCCGUCGUCUUCGUCGGCUUCUACCCGCCCGUGACGCAGGCCGACGCGCUCAAAUUCGCCGACGACGUCGCCCUGGACCCCGCGGCGGCCAUGGAGACGCUCAUGGCGGGUCGGCAGAUGGUCUCGGGCGUCGACUUCAGCCACUUGGUGCUCGUCGGCACGAACCUGUCGUUCCCCGUCGCGAAGCACUUCACGCCUCCCAAGGGCGGCGGAAAAGCCGCCGACCUCCGCCAUAUCGGCCGGGCCUGGUCGUCGGCGCUCGUCUGCAACCGCUGCCGCGGCACGCGCUGGGCCGACGACUGCGUGUCCAGCCGGCUCUGCGCGACGGGCGAGUGCGUCUACCGCCCGCCGACGGCCGCGCGCUGCGCGACGGACGCGCCCUGCGACGAGUGCCGCGCCUUGGGCCACACGACGGCGAACGGGCGGCUCCGCGCGUGCCGGCGCAGCCUCGAGGCCAAGGCCCAGUGCAGGCGGUUUGCGGUGCUGGUGGUGACGGCGGACGGCGAGCACUCGGCCGCCGUCAACGCCUGCAACGAAUACGUCGCGGCGUUCGUCGACGGCUCGGUCCCGCAGCCGCUCGAGGCCCUGAUCUCCGCGGCGCCGGGCCUGCGCGAGUUCCUGCGCGCCGAGCGGCCGCUGUGCCUCGUGGACUUCGUGCACUCGCUGCGCCGCAUCUGGGGCAAGUCCCAGGACUACUUCCUGCUCUCGGGCGACGAGCUCGUCUCGACGCACCUGCUCAUGGCUCUGCGGAGCUUCGCGGCCCGGCCGCACGAGUGGGUGAAGCACUUGUCGACGAAGGCGCUCCGCGCCAAGAACAGGCUCUGCUCCCAGUCCGUGGUGAGCCUCGGGCGCCUGCUCCUCGAGCGGCUCGUCGCCACGGACGCGCCGCGCGGCGUCGCCGUCACCGUGGUCCCCGAGACCUACCUC